GUCCUUUUCUUCCAAAUCCAAGAUGGCUGCGCCCAUUGAAAAGUUGUGAAGUUUUAGCCUGGGUAACUGUAACACGAGAGUGGAAGAAUUCGAGGACAAAGGACUUUACUAAUAAUGUUUAUAUAUAGAACAAUAUCAUACUCACUAAACCGUGCGCUACACAGAUGUGUGCAAAUCAGGAAACAUCGUAUAUCACAGACUUUGCAUAGGCAUAAUCACAAUUUCAACAAACCGAAAGUAGUUCUUGGUAUAGAGACAAGUUGUGAUGACACGGGUGUUGCAGUUGUUGAUACAGAUGGUCAAAUUCUUGGAGAGGCAUUGCAUUCACAAACUGAAAUACACGUUGAACAAGGGGGAAUUAAUCCAUCAACAGCACAGACCCUGCACCGGGAGCACAUACAGAAUGUGGUCUCCACUGCCUUAGAAAGAGCAAGAAAAUCUUUACAGGACUUGGAUGCCAUUGCAGUGACUGUAGAGCCCGGUCUGACUCUUUGUCUGAGAAUCGGAGUCGAUUAUGCCAAAGAACUGGUGGCUCAGAGCAGGCUACCAAUGAUCCCGGUUCAUCAUAUGCAAGCUCAUGCUCUGACUGCCAGGAUGCUGGAGAAGAUUGAGUUUCCGUUCCUUGUUCUGCUAAUCAGUGGUGGACACUCAAUACUUACCCUGGCCCAAGACGUGGAUAGAUACCUCACUAUUGGAAAUGGCCUGGAUACCUCACCGGGGGACUGUUUGGAAAAGGUGGCUAGGCGACUGAAUCUGAAUUCGCUUUCUCAAUGCAAGUCACUCAGUGGGGGCGCUGCUGUAGAACUCAUGGCAAGGGGAGGUAACCCGCACAAGUUUCCUUUCUCCGUGCCCUUGGUUAAGGAGCCCAGCUGUAAUUUUUCCUUUUCUGGGUUACGCAGUCAAGCAGAACGCAUCAUUGAAGUAGAAAAAAACCAGGAGGGGAUUUCUGACAGUGAAGUGAUCCGCGACGUGUCUGACUUCUGUGCUUCCUUGCAGCACUGUGUCGCCUUUCAAAUUUGUCGCAGGCUUCAGAGAGCGUUUGCCUUUUGUACAAUGCAAGGCUUAUUGCCUAGUCAUCCCACUCUGGUUGUGUCGGGUGGUGUAGCCAGCAACCUGUUUAUAAGACAGUGUCUGCAGCAGGUGUGUAGUGAAAAUUCUGCCAGACUAAUCUGCCCCCCUCCAAAGUUAUGUACAGACAAUGGAAUCAUGAUAGCAUGGAAUGGGAUUGAAAAACUCAAAGUUGGACGGGGGAUUUCAGAGGACCCACAAUCAGAGACUUAUAGAGCUAGGAGUCCAAUUGGAGAAAAUAUAGCAGACGAGGUGACGAAAAUCGGCCUAAAAAUUCCUCCUCUCAAACUCAAGAUUCAGCCAUGAAUGGGUACAAAAAUAACUGACUUAGCAUUCAGCUUUGCAAUUAAAACAUAUUUCAAAGUCAA
Ostrea edulis (European flat oyster) is the source of this 1436-nucleotide messenger RNA. Its product is annotated as tRNA N6-adenosine threonylcarbamoyltransferase, mitochondrial-like. The record is from RefSeq and is a predicted model, not a curated record. Bases 115 to 1374 code for a protein of 419 amino acids. Gene Ontology annotation, cellular component: mitochondrion. Lineage: Eukaryota; Metazoa; Mollusca; Bivalvia; Ostreida; Ostreidae. Gene Ontology annotation, biological process: tRNA threonylcarbamoyladenosine modification. The transcript has 10 exons.